This is a messenger RNA of Rhinolophus ferrumequinum (greater horseshoe bat), 1299 nucleotides long. RefSeq names its product transcription factor BTF3-like. Lineage: Eukaryota; Metazoa; Chordata; Mammalia; Chiroptera; Rhinolophidae. The record is from RefSeq and is a predicted model, not a curated record. Gene Ontology annotation, cellular component: nascent polypeptide-associated complex; cytosol. The coding region runs from base 78 to 566 and encodes 162 amino acids. The transcript has a single exon.
AUUCUCAGCUGGUCUGCCCAAGACCCCCUGAGCGCCAACCCUAGUCCCCCGCGCGGCCCCGUGUCCUCUCCAACAAGAUGAAAGAAACUAUCAUGAACCAGGAGAAACUCGCCAAACUGCAGGCACAAGUGCGCAUUGGUGGGAAAGGAACUGCUCGCAGAAAGAAGAAGGUGGUUCACAGAACAGCUACAGCAGAUGAUAAAAAACUUCAGUUCUCCUUAAAGAAGUUAGGGGUAAACAAUAUCUCCGGUAUUGAAGAGGUGAAUAUGUUCACAAACCAAGGGACAGUGAUCCACUUUAACAACCCUAAAGUUCAAGCCUCUUUGGCAGCGAAUACUUUCACCAUCACAGGCCACGCUGAGACCAAGCAGCUGACAGAAAUGCUACCCAGCAUCUUAAACCAGAUCGGUGCAGACAGUCUGACUAGUUUAAGGAGACUGGCUGAAGCUCUGCCCAAACAAUCUGUGGAUGGAAAGGCACCACUUGCUACCGGAGAGGAUGACGAUGAUGAAGUUCCAGAUCUUGUGGAGAAUUUUGAUGAGGCUUCCAAGAAUGAAGCAAACUGAAUUGAGUCAACUUCUGAAGAAGAUAAAACUUGAAGAAGUUACUGGGAGCUGCUAUUUUAUAUUAUGACUGCUUUUUAAAUUUUGUUCAUGGAUCUGACAAAAUCUCAGUCUCUAAUAUUUUUAAGCCCAACCCCCUUGGACACUGCAGCUCUUUUCAGUUUUUGCUUAUACACAAAUCAUUCUUUGCAGCUAAUUAAGGUGAAGAAGCUUGGGAAUAAAGUUUGAAGCAAAGGUUAAUAAAGUUCUUUGCCUAGUAUACACUUUUAUUUUUUAUUUCAUUGACACUUAUUUGUACACAGAAAGCAAAGUUGUUUGUAGAAAGCUAAUCAUGGUAUGUAAUAUGGCUAAUAAUUUUUGGAAUUUGAUUAAAGGUUUAACAUGAUAGUAUAAAGUAACAAAGGUGAUAUAAAGUUCUCAUGUUUGCAGACUUUUUUCUCCAGCAGCCCUCAGGGCUUCCCUGGUUUAUGUGAUGGGUGUAAUUAUAAGAUGAGAAUAGAUUAUUCCUUAGCGGGUGAGCAAAGGUUUUUUUUCCUCUUAAUAUUGUCUGUAUUGUAAGCAUUUUACUGAGUGCCUUAUGUAUUAUCAUACUUAAUUUUCUCAUUUAGUCCUCAAUCUAUGAAGUAGGAACUAGUAGCUCCAUUUUGUAGAUGUAACCGGAAGUUAUUUUUAAAAAAUGAAAGUAGUUAACUUCUUAACUCCCUUCUUGUCCUAUUAGAUACCUGAAUAAAAAGUA